This is a messenger RNA of Fonsecaea nubica, 1203 nucleotides long. RefSeq lists its product as hypothetical. Lineage: Eukaryota; Fungi; Ascomycota; Eurotiomycetes; Chaetothyriales; Herpotrichiellaceae. Gene Ontology annotation, cellular component: endoplasmic reticulum membrane. The transcript has a single exon. Gene Ontology annotation, molecular function: ATP-dependent diacylglycerol kinase activity. The record is from RefSeq and is a predicted model, not a curated record. Bases 1 to 1203 code for a protein of 400 amino acids. Gene Ontology annotation, biological process: phosphatidic acid biosynthetic process.
AUGUCCUACCAAUAUCCCAUCCCUUCCACUCCGAGAGUUAUCUCACCUUCCCCUACCCCUUCCGAGUCCUCCGAACGCCAGGACUCCUAUUUUGCGCCUGUCACACGAUCGGCCGCGAAAACCCGGCGACAACGAUCCCCUCAACCCGACCCCAUAAAUGAAGAGAAGGAUGGGUCCGGGUCCGACUCAAGCCUGGAGAAACGUGCCAGAGCGCGCUCUAGAAGUCCCAUCUUGACCGCUGCCACUCACAUGAACGGCUCGGCGAACACCAGCAAGAGGAGACGCAUGAGCGGCCUCACUUCGAUCAAACCGGUCGCUAAAUCAGAGCCCCUGACAAAUGGCACAAUCCCAUAUCCACAAUCAAACGGGCAUCUUUCACCCUAUGACCGAGUCAAGAAAUCCUGGCGAGAAUUCUCCCGCUCUCCUUCACCGCUUGGCCUGAUCCCACUCCACCGCCACUAUCGAACGUUGAUCCACAAGCAUGAAAUCCCGCGGAAGGUCCUCCACGUUUCAAUCGGGUUCUUUACUCUGCGCUUUUUUGUGACAGGCGUACAAACCUGGGCAAUAACGCCGUGGCUGUUGGGCGCGCUUGCCAUCAUCGCCCCAACUGACAUCCUCCGUCAUCACUCUGAACGAUUUAAUAGAUUCUACAUCUCAGUGUUGGGGGCGCUGAUGCGGGAAACUGAGGUGGAAGGAUACAACGGCGUCAUUUGGUACUUGGUCGGAGCAUACGGGGCGUUGCGAUUCUUUCCUAAAGACAUUGGGGUUAUGUCGAUUCUUUUGUUGUCCUGGUGCGAUACUGCCGCCAGCACUUUUGGUCGGUUGUAUGGUCGUUAUACCAUCCGUCUGCGCAAAGGCAAGUCUCUGGCAGGCUCCCUAGCCGCUUUUCUUACGGGCGUGCUCACGGCUCUCUUCUUCUGGGGUUAUCUGGCUCCGAGAACAGGCCCGUUCGUGGACGACCCCAUCCAACCUUAUAUGUUCCAAAACCGUUUGACCCUCCCCAGUCAAGUGAAGGGGCUCCUAGGCUGGGAAGCGAACCAGGGAGUUAUUGUCGGUGACGCCGCACUCGCGGUCAUGAGCAUUUGCACGGGGCUUAUCGCUAGCCUCUCCGAAUUUAUAGAUCUCUGGGGUUGGGAUGACAAUUUGACCAUCCCGCUCCUCAGCAGUGCCGGUCUUUGGUUGUUCUUGAGAGCGUUUGGGUAA